GCUUGUGGCCGCCCGGCCGCCGCCGGGGAUGGCGGGGCCGCCGGAGGUGGAGGGAGCGGUGGGGAUGCAAGGGCCGCCGGAGGUGGAGGCGCCGUCAUCGCGGGGCUUCUCGGAGGAGCAGUUUCGGGCCGCCUGCCGGGAGCUGGACCAGCCGGCGCCGGCCGCGGAGGGGCCCUGGCAGCUCCUGGUGGAGACCAUGGGCGUGCGGAUCUACCGGCUGUACCACGAGCAGUCAGGACUUUAUGAAUAUAAAAUCUUUGGUGGUCUUGCUGACUGUCCUCCAAAAUUGUGUGCAGAUGUCUACAUGGACUUGGAUUUCAGAAAAGAGUGGGAUCAGUAUGUUAAAGAACUGUAUGAGGAAACAUAUGAUGGUGAAAAAGUAAUCUACUGGGAAGUGAAGUACCCUUUUCCUCUCUCAAACAGAGAUUAUGUCUAUAUUCGGGAAUGUCGGGAGAUGGAUGUGGAUGGGAGGAAGAUCUGGGUUGUGUUAGCAAAAAGUGUGGCUGUUCCUCAGUGCCCUGAAAAGCCUGGUAUUAUCAGAGUUAAAAGCUAUAAACAAAGCCUGGUAAUUGAAAGUGAUGGCAAGGCUGGAUCUAAAGUCUAUAUGUACUAUUUUGAUAAUCCUGGUGGCAUGAUUCCAUCCUGGCUGGUCAACUGGGCUGCCAAGAGUGGUGUGCCUGCUUUCUUGAAGGAUAUACAAAAAGCUUGCCUUAAUUAUUCUAGGAGCACAUAGGUGUUGAAAUUGAUCUUAAUUGUUUAAUUCCUAGAUCUCUGCUCUUACAGGAAUGGCUGUUAUAUAUUACACUGGAUAAAAUCUACCUCUAAUAUUGGAAAGAAUUUUAUCUUAGUUGAGUUAUGCCUUGAGUUUUAUUAAUUGUUUUUUCCAUCUCCAACUGAAGAGCUGGCCACUGACAAGGUAACACCAACAUCAGCUGCAGCUUUUGAAAGUACUCAAGUUUAGCCUUGUUCCCCAUGCUUUGCUUAUGCUGGUUGUCAGGUGUCCAGCUAGAGGAGUUCUGUGAUGGAUAUGUUACAUCCUUGCAAAACAGACAAUAGUCUUACUAGAAAAAAUGUCUGAACUUGGACUGCAAAUUGUCUGUAUGUGUUAUGCCUGGAUCUGCCUUUGCAGGGUGGCUUCCUCCUGAAUCUCAGUAAUGGAACUUGCAUUGCAUGGGAGGAAACGCUUUUGCUACCCACGUUUGUCAUUCUUAAACUCUCUGCCUGAUAUAAACCUAAAAAAUGCAGGGGGCUGAGAUAAAUUGCUAGAAAUGUGCAGUAGGAGCUGGAAGUCUGUGAUGCUGAACUUCCUUAAAUCCAGAUGUAAAAAGAUCAAGCCUAAAGCCUUGCAUUCACAGCUCUAUACUUCUGUAUGAAAAGUAAAAACCCUUAGCUGUGUCCAGAUAGAUGAAAAAGGAGGGAGGUGACUUCUUGCUUGACUGAUUUUAGGGGAACAAGUUUUAUCUUCAGAGUCAGUAGUCUUAUCUAUAAAGCAGCUUGGAUACCAGCUUGAAACUGGAAGUAAUUUUAAACUGGGUGCCUGCCACUGAAUGUGGAUGAGCUUGAAGUGGAACUUGGGCUUGCUUGCAUUUCUGAAUUUCAUGCUGAUAUAAAGAAUGGAUGGUGACCCACUAAAAGCUUAAUUGAGCAGGAAAUUAAAUUUCCAGCACCUUUGCAGGGGGUGGGGCAGGGAGUGCCCCAUAAAAGAAUGAGAGGAUAUAAUUCUCAGGGAUUUAAAAUAUUCUACAUUGUUCCUAAAUCUAAUCCUGUUUCUGGAUAAAUCUGGUAGUGGAGUACCUUUGUUUUGUUAAAAAGGAAACGAUUGAAAUGAUUGCCUUUAUACCUUGUGUGAAUAUUUGCUUCCAAUAAAUCAUUAUUUUAUCCAUGUAGUGUUCUUGUUCUGUCUCCUAGGUUUAAGAGUGCCAUGCUGGGCAGGUCACAAAUGACAGGCUGAUACUGUGAGCUGCCUUACUUUUACAGGAUUUUGAAAGAAUAAGUUGGAUUAGAACUAAGCAGGAUUUCAUGUGUUCUGCUAGCAGUUUAGUCAUUUUUCAAUAUCUUUGACUUGGAGACUGUCACUGGAUUGAAUAUUACAGUGUUAUAUAACACAAUAUAACAACAUUUUAAAAGGGGACUAGCUGAGGAUGAAUCUUCCUGGAACAAUGAUGCGGACUAAUUUCCAGUUCUUUCUGAACAAAACUGACCUCUGUGCCACAAUAGUGCAAAACUUACCUGUAAUUGUAAACCUACCUUAAAAUUUGAGUUGAAAUGUUUACAAGCAAUAUGUACCUAGUGAGCUGAGUAUGUGCACAGAGAUGAAUGGUGGACAAAAGAGGUAAUUUUUUCAUUAUUUUUCUCCAGACAAUCUGUAAUUUUGUUUCUUCUUUAAGGAAAUGAAAGCAGGAGAAAGACUGAAAGCAUUUUAUAACCAUAUAGUUACUUGUCACCAAGACAGAGUAUACAUGUGUGUGCAGUGUGCUGAGACACUGAGGCUGAGAGUUCAAGAGGCUGAAUGGCUCCAUUGUCAAUCCAGCUGAAAAUUUGAUUUCCUGCAGACCCCGCACUGAGUGUGUAGAAUACAUUUGCUCACAUAUCCAUAUUGAAACCAUUGCACAGGCAGCUUCUAGUGCUGUACACAACUUUCUAAAUUAAAACACGUUUGAUUAAACAGCAGAUACUAAAACCAGCUUUUCCACUGUUUACAAGGAACUAAGCAAUGAUGUGAGAUGAAAGCAGCAUCAGAUCUUUUCUUUAGUUCCCCAUGGGCUUUUAAAGUAACAAAUAUGCAGUGACACUUCAGUUUAAGUCUGGGUUACUAUACCCAUCUUGUAUUAAUAGGGAAGAAAAGCUCAAGCGUCUUUGUGUCUGAAUGGAAGAUUUUGACUAGAAAGAGUUGGUAUUUUCAGUCUUUGGAUGUAAAGUCAUUCUUAAAUCAUUUUAGAGCAUUAUUAAUGACUGAUUAAAUAUUGAUCUUCCAUAAAUUAUACAUGUAUCCUGUGAGUCUUUCUGGACAGCUUGAGCAGGAAUUUACCUGCGGUGAAAGUUGUUAAGUCAUCAUGCGUUAUGAGUUCUGGUGCAUGGGGUUAUAAAACAUGAAAGCCCCUUCCCAUGCUGUUUCUUAAUGUAGCACCUCAAAGUUGGUUUUGUUUCACCAGCUUGCCUAAAACUGGAGUGCAGAGUUUGUUCUUUUAGUGAUCUGUUGUAAGCAAAGGGUUGUUUGAAUAAAAAAAGAAUGAACAUUUCUGUUA
Messenger RNA from Corvus hawaiiensis (hawaiian crow), 3245 nucleotides. RefSeq names its product phosphatidylcholine transfer protein (gene PCTP). The record is from RefSeq and is a predicted model, not a curated record. Gene Ontology annotation, molecular function: phosphatidylcholine intramembrane carrier activity; phosphatidylcholine binding. The coding region runs from base 29 to 733 and encodes 234 amino acids. NCBI's taxonomy places the organism in Eukaryota, Metazoa, Chordata, Aves, Passeriformes, Corvidae. The transcript is spliced from 6 exons.